AAUAAAUUUGAUAUGGAUGGAUAUACGUAGUAGUUUUGGUUCGCACGUAACGGUUUAGCAAUUUCAUAUUGUCAACAACUAUAGAUGUCAUUAGAUAACCAUCUUUUCAAUUUGAAGUUUGCUUCAAAGGAGCUGCAACGAAAUUCGAAAAAAUGCGAAAAAGAAGAGAAAGCAGAGAAGACGAAAUUGACAAAUGCAAUAAAGAAAGGUAAUAUGGAAGUAGCGCAGGUACACGCUGAGAAUGCAAUACGUAAGAAGAAUGAAGCAUUAAAUUAUUUAAGGAUGUCGGCGCGAAUUGACGCAGUGGCAGCGCGUGUGCAAACGGCCGCGACACAAAAACGUGUAACCCAAAGUAUGUCUGGUGUUGUGAAAGCGAUGGAAUCAGCCUUGCGCUCAAUGAAUUUGGAAAAAGUGCAGAAUUUGAUGGAUCGGUUCGAGAAAGAUUUUGAAAAUCUGGAUGUACAGUCUGCCACAAUGGAAGGUUCUAUGACAGCCACGACAACUCUGAAUGCACCUCAAGCACAAGUUAAUGCUUUAAUCCAGGAAGCGGCAGAUAAGGCUGGAUUGGAAUUGAACAUGGAAAUGCCAUCAACAGCAUCAAUUGGUGGCAAAGUUUCAACAUCAGCAGCGGAAAAUGAUGAACUAACACAACGUUUAGCAGCGUUAAGACAAAACUGAUGUGAAGAAUUUUCUCUUCCAAUGAUUAAUCAUGAACUUAUACGAUAUAGGAGAAAUGCAAAGUCAAUUGUCAAAGCAGUUUCUGUAACAGAUAUCAAAUGCGAUCAGUUGAUAUAUCGGAUGGAUAUGCUAUAAUCCAAGUCAUGAAUUUUGAAUUUCGAGAUAGCUAAAGGGGGUUCAUUCCCUCCAUCAUGUUUGAUCUUGAACAUGUUUCUCUUUUAUUUCUCUGACGAGGAGACCAUUAAUGAAGUAAUUUGGUAGCAUUUCGCUGACACGUUACUUCCAGAUAUUGCUUUGGAAAUGUGUAACUGUAAUUUAUAUCGUUGUAAAUUUCGUGCUAAUUUUGAUUGUACUUAAAAUUUUUUGAAUUAAGUAAAAUAUUUC
Molecule: messenger RNA, 1062 nt
Organism: Loa loa (African eye worm)
Lineage: Eukaryota; Metazoa; Nematoda; Chromadorea; Rhabditida; Onchocercidae
Exons: 7
Coding region: 85-678 (197 amino acids)
Biological process (GO): late endosome to vacuole transport; endosome transport via multivesicular body sorting pathway; protein transport
Cellular component (GO): multivesicular body; ESCRT III complex
Source: RefSeq, a predicted model, not a curated record